GUGAGAUUUUGUACUCCAACUCCCAGCCUGCAUCGUGAGGAGGCUUGUGGGUAGGGGACGCGAGGGUUUCGGUGGCAAGUGAAGCAAAUGUUUUUUCCAGGAGUCCCCUCUGGCUGGAGGCGGGGACUAGCCCUGCUUAUAUUGGGCUGCCCCUGUUCGGCAGCGCUGCAGACGCUUGGGACUCCCGCUGGCUCUGUUCUUGUGAUACAGCGGCGGCGGACGGAGCCGAGUCUCCGCAGAGACACUUUGUUUUGGGGACGGGGAAAAGUUGCUUUCAGAUCGGCCAGCUGGGGACGGUACUCCUGCGAGCCCAGCGCCUUUGCCCCUCGAUUGCAGGGCGAGAGCGAAGGUCCCUGCAAGUGACAAGAGAGGCGGAAACAACCCCGAGAGCAGCCGGGACUGGGGUCGCCGGUGAGGAUUUCGGAGCAGCAUGGACCCCGAGGCGGCAGAGAAACCGGCCGAGCCGGGCGAUUGCUGGAAAUUCUCCGUCAUGUAUCUGUGCUUUUACGGCUUCAUGAUCCAGGUUAAGCCAGCAGAGAGCUUCAUCACUCCUUACCUCCUGGGACCAGACAAGAAUUUUACCAGGGAGCAGGUCACCAAUGAGAUUACGCCAGUGUUGUCGUACUCCUACAUGUCUGUGCUGGUGCCCAUCUUCCUGCUGACGGACUACCUCCGCUACAAGCCGAUGCUCAUCCUGCAGAGUCUCAGCCAUGUGGCCAUCUGGCUCCUGCUGCUCUUUGGAACCACAGUGCUUCAGAUGCAGUUCAUGGAGUUCUUCUACGGGAUCACCAUGGCCGCCCGCAUCGCCUACUCCUCGUAUAUCUUCACCUUGGUCACGCCCAAGUCGUAUCAGAAGGUGGCCAGCUACUCUCGCUCCUCUGUCCAGCUGGGCGUUUUCGUCAGCUCGGUGCUCGGCCAGCUCUUUGUCACGCUAGGGAAUAUGCCCUUCUGCACCAUGAACUAUAUCUCCCUGGGCUGUGUGACCUUUGCCUUCACCCUGACCCUCUUCCUGAAGAGGCCCAAGCGGACCAUGUUCUUCAACAAGAAGGCCCUGGAAGCCAACGGGGCCGUCAAGUACGAGGUGGAUGGCACACAGCCUGCCUCCAUCACGCUGGUCAGCCAGAAACCCAAGGUUCACCGGAAGUGGGACUGGCGAGAUUUGGCACUGGUGAAGAUGAUGAUGGAGCUCAAAAAUACUGUGCGAUCUCACCGGUUGAAGUUGUGGUCCCUCUGGUGGAUUUUUAACUCCUCUGGCUAUUACCUGGUGGUCUACUACGUACAGAUCCUCUGGGAUGACAUAUAUCCUUCCAGGGAAAACAGAGGCGUCUACAACGGAGGCGUGGAUGCUGUAGCAACACUACUUAGUGCCAUUGCGUCUUUCUCUGCGGGUUAUGUGACCCUGCGCUGGUCACUGUGGGCGGAGGUGGUGAUCUUCAUCGUCACGGCAUUACAGGCUGGACUCCUCUUCCUCAUGAACACCACCAACAAUAUCUGGAUUUGCUACAUGGGUUUCGUCCUGUUCCGGAGCAGCCACCAGUUCCUGGUUCCCAUUGCGAUUUUUCAGAUCGCUGCCUCAUUGAGCAAGGAGCUCUGUGCUCUGGUGUUUGGAAUCAACACAUUUCUCGCCACCAUAUUAAAAACCAUCAUCACCUUAAUCAUCGCUGACAAGCGUGGACUGGGACUGCACGUCCAUGACCAGUUCUUCUUUUACAUUGGAUACUUCUCACUGCUUGCAAUCAUCUACCUUGGCCGAGGACUGUAUAUUUUUGGUACCUACUACCGGGAGUGCAAAGACAACAGCUCACAGAAGGUGGAGACAACUGACAGCCCAACUGCAGAGCCGAAUCGGACUGAUGAUCAGGCACAAGAGGCGGCCCCAAAGGCUUGAAGCGGACGAAGGCCAUCACGGGCUGGUGGCAGUGGGUGGGAAGGGGAGGGGUGGGCUUAUCUUAUGUGCCUUAAGGUAAUAUCAUAAUGAAGGUGACAAAGCAAGAGUUUUGUUUUUGGAAUGGGUGGGAGUUUCUUUUUAAAAUGAGAAAGAACACGGUUGUCUACAACACCAUGAUGGCUUGGUCACAUUCCCAGAACUGGGCCGUCACCUGAACAUCAGGCGUGCACAGGAAGCUCCCAGGAGACGACGCCCACACAAGACGUGACAUUGAAAACAGUUGCUGAUUGCCGAGGCCUUCACAGAUGGAGGGGGUGAGUCAGCAUCUCCCUGUGUGAAAGGUUGAUAGAGAAUGUGUGACUGGGUUCUAUGGCCUCUGCUGUCCUCUUUCUCUCACACACGCACACGCACGCACGCACACGCACACACACACACACACACACACACACGCACACACACACACACACACACACACACACACACACACACACACACACACACACACACACACACACACACACACACACACUGUCCCCUCACCCUAUCAUCACUAGACAUGCCAAGUCAUCACUUGGACCUCAACUGGCCAGUAAAUUGAGCCCCAGGCUCCUUGUCAGCUGAGGCCAUGUGUCUACAGAGGUGCAGUGAAGCGGAGGCAAAGAAGGCAGUGGGUUGGAUUUCAAUUAAAUUGAGCUCUUGCCUCCCAAUGUGAAGUCCUGGGAAUUAGAUUACACAGGGCCAGUCACUUUACUGUUGAAGUCAAUAAUUUCAGGACUAUGCACUUUAACAGGGACAAGAAAGAUUAAUCUUCGUUUUGACUUAGUGAGUUGACUGCCCCCCCCACCUUCCCCACCCCACCCUCAACCCUGGGUGGCAAGGACUGCUAUCUACGGGCAAAGAGGAGGUAGAUCUCCAGUUGAACUUGGGUGGAUCUGUCAGAUCUAAGUUCUCCUUUGUGUGAGGUGCUUUAUGUGUGUGGCCAUACAGAGAACCCCUAAAAGCUUUGUCCUGUUAAAGGUGGAGACAGUCCAAUUUUCCCAAACAGUAUUCUCUUCCUGCUGGCUAGAAGCCAGUAGAAUAAAAUGAUUUGUGUGGCGUGAUUCCACUUCCAAGCCCAAGAUAGAAUGAAGACCAAGUUGACUGCAGGGUAGCAUGCUUCAGUCAAAACCACUGAGCUAGUAUUAAAAUCUCGUUUUAGCCUGUAUUAGAUGCUGGGAGAUUUGGUUCAUGAAUAGGAGUUCAUAAUAUUGUACCUGCACUUUUGAAAUUAAUGUGUUUCCUUCAGCACUUUAGAGCAUCAGAAUCCUCUCAUCUGUGAAUGUUCAGCAUGCCAGCAAGCAUACUGUAAAUUAAGCAAAAAAAAUACACGGGGAUUCCAAAAGUGGAGAGUUGCGAGUGGGUUUGGGAUGGAGGCAGCUAGGUAGAAAUUUGGAUUAUUUUUAACAGCAAGGAACAUAAAGCAAAUUAUAUUUUCAUAUACCAAAACCCACCUUGCAUUGCCUUGUGCAUUUGAUGUUUUCUCCAGAGUGGGUAUCCUUCGUAUACCUGUCUGAUUUGGGCUUUAUAGGGUGCAGUUAUCACUUACUGAUUAAGUGCCUAGUGGAAGGUCUACUGUCAUCCAAGAAUAAGUGAAAGUGACUGAGAGAUGCACAUCUGCUCAUUACCUCUCCUGGUUGCCUGCUUUCAGAUGUCUUGUCAAGCACACAAGACUUUGUGCUUGAGACGAAUACACACCUGAAAGAACAAAACUAAGGCCUCAGUAGGAAUGUUUUUCACUUUUUCAUAUGUUGCAAUCUCUUUUUUUUUUAAUUUCAUGUGCCCACAGUGCAGAUAAAACGUUCUCUGCUGACCGCUGUUUGUGAAGUCGCUCUGGCCAGAGUCUUUGGAUUAAAAGCAGAGGAAUGAAACAUGUUCUUUAUUUAACCCAAAGACAGUCUGGAGCAAGCACGCGGAAGGGAACAGUGUUGUGGAUUUUAUUUUGGAACUGGGUUAAUGUGUAGGAGGUGGUGGAUUAAGGGCAGUGACCUGCUGAGGUCCUGAGGUUUCUCUGUAGGCGUUCUGAGGGCAAAGGCAUCACUGUUCAGGAUGCACACGGCCUUGCAAGCCAACGCCUCCUAACAUAUUUUCUAUUUAUGCCACAGAAACGUGUUAUAAACAAGAGCCCAGUCGUCACUGAGCAGCAUUACAAGUGAACAUCUGGCUUGCCUUUUUGCCACUGCCAAUAAUUACUUGUCUUGCAUCCCUCCCAUUCCUGCCCUCUGUGGCCAAUCUCAGGAGAACAUAAUCCCAGGAAGCCAGAGCUGUUACUCGGCUUAAGUCACAGUAAAAAAAAAGGCUGGGCUCAGCUUCUCUUCUGUGCCAUUUCCCCAGAGCCUCAAUGUUUAUAUAUUUCCACUUAGUAUACUUUUAAUGAUCCAGACAGCACGACUCUCUCGGGUAAAGAAUUCCAUAGAUUCACUUCCCUUUGAAAGAAGAACUUUAAACGUACCUAUGUUUUAAAUGAACAGCUCCUUGUCUUGAAACUACAGUAUAUCCCUCAUUCAGCAUUCUCCCACUUGUGGAAAAAGUCUCAACACGUCCCCUUUGGAGUUUUUUUUGUGUCUCAAUAACAUUGCCCCUUUUUCUCGUAGCCUCCAAUGAACAGGUGCAUACAUUUCCAGCCUCUCAGUGUCUGUAAUCAGUUCUACCAAGCCAUCCUCCGAAUCAGAAUGUUGUGAGUGCAGGGUCCUGCCCAGAUCAAACAGAGUCACAAGGCCUUUUCCCUUUAGGGGCAGGCAUGUAGGUGCAGCUGGUAGAACCUCCCACCUCGCAGCACCAGAUUUGUAGGUUCAGUCCUGACAUCCACACUGUUUGCCCAAUCCCUCUGCUACUGUGUGGGCUUCCUCUCACAACCCAAAGAUGUUGAUGUUGCUGGGUUAAUUAGCCAUAGGAAAUUGCCCUGGAGUGUAGAUGAGUACAGACUCUAGGGAGUGGUGGUAAACUGAUGAGUGAUUAAAAAGGAAGAUUAGUGUAGGAUCGGUGUCACAGUGCCUCAGUAUUACAUUAGAAUCAGAACUUAAGCUGCCUAUUAAUAUGCUGGUAAUGGAUUCCAAACUCUGAGGCAGUAAGGCUUUUAACACUGUCAAUGAAUAUGAUUCUGCCCGUGCUGGAAAUCUUGAGCAAAACCCGUAUAAAUGCUGGAGGAACCUCGAGGGUCAGGCAGCAUCCGUGAAGGGGAUGUUUUGAUGUUUUGGGCCAAGACCCUUCAUCAGGACUUAAUCAGGAUUUAAUGCUGUCAAAUUAAUGUGCAUUUUAUGUCAUGCAGUAAUCAGCUUAGUUUUUUAAUGAUACAGAAAUUCGAAGCACUCCAGACCUCAAAGUAUACAAGCUGGCUCUGUGAAUGAUUUCGGCAUAUAGGAAUGUAUAGUACUGUUGUGUCCCAGUGUCCCUUGUGUCCCCUUUCCUACUGGAAUUCCAGGGCCUGGCCUGCAGGAGAUAUGGACCGGUGCACAGAUAAAGGGCUUGCACUGGCCGAGACUUGGGGAAAGAGCACAGGUGAAUUUAAACACAAAGGGGGGGGGGGGAGAGAGAGGAUGAGAUGCAGGGGAGUCGUGUAAGAAGUGUGCAGCAUAACUGGCCCUUGAACAACUGCAGCUGUGUGCUGCAGACUUGAUGUUGUGUGUUCCCCAACGCAGUCAGCCUCUGUCUCGUCAUUUCUUUUAAUUGGUACACUGAACAAUGUAGCUACCCAAAUAACUUACCUUGCUACCUGCAUAGGUUAGACCAGGCAGAAUGAACCAAGAUCUCCGUCACAUCUCUAAGCUUCCAGCUCUUUCAGAUAUCAAGCAAGCAGAGAUAAAGCGUCAAUUCUGUUUACAGAGUUAGUAGUCACUGCUGGGCCAUCUCUCGGAAUUGAGUUGCUCUGCUCUGCAAGCUCUUCCCCAGACGAGCCAGGAGGUGACUGAAGGGGCUGUGGGUGGGCAGUUUGUGAGAUGGCGUGUUUAUUCCAUAGCUUAUAUUAUGGUCUUCUGAUGGAGGUUCUCAGUGUUAUCCCAACUAUUCCUUCUGCACUUUGAAUGGUCCCAGUCUGAGGAAUUCUCAGGAAUCACAGGGGAAUGCUUCAUUUAUUCCAGGAGGCAUUGAGAAUAUUCCCUGUUCCCAGGUAAUCAGCUGUUUGGAAUUGAGUGCCUUGUGUUGUGAAUGGCAUGGUCUUCCCAUCUGAGCUGGCUGGAUGUAACUAGGCUCUGGUGUCAGGGUCAUUAGACUAGAAGAGGAUGCUGAUGUUAUUUUGCUCAUGCUGCCAGUGGGUUUGGAGGAUUUUGUGGAACAGUGUUGGUGGUAGCUCCUUAGUGCAUCAAAUGCCUGCUCUAGGUAGACUGGGUCUCAGACGUCUGCAGAUGGGCAGGCAUCACUGCUGUCCAAUGGACCGCGAACUUAGUGCUAUUUCUGACCACCUCUUUUACACUGACUCUUGUAUUCCUUGUUGCUUGUAAUGCCGAUGGGAGAGGCUACGUUAUAUCUAAUGGAGUGCAAUAGACAUUCUGUUACAUGGCCAGUCUCACAAUCAAGUUUAUACUGUGUGGUCAUAGCCUGGUCAAUUGCCUUUACUCUGGGUAGUGUUUAGAGAUGAUCUCUCAUUCCAUCCUCCCACUAUAGUUCUACGGGUAAAUGCAUUUCAUUUUACAGCGCAGUUUUAUAAAUUAGAAUUUAAGAUAAACACUAUGAAACUUUUGUUUGCAGUAUUUUGUAAGUAAAACUAUUUGCAACUGUAUCAAAAUAAAUCUGUAACAUUUAAGCUAAAUUAUAUUGCAGGAUUUACUGGAAUUUUUGCAUUUGAUUGCACUGUUCCCAAUCCUUGCUGCUUGCAUUGUGCUAUAUUACAUGUGCACAAAUAUUAAUUGUUUUAGGGUUAUGAGGUUUCCAAAUGUUAGAAGCCAAUGUCUUGGAAUUCUGUUUGAUUGUGUUCAACCCCAUCCUUCCCCGUUCCUACACCAGCUCCCAAAUUCUGACCCAGUGAGAUGCGGAAUUCUUCCCAAAUCCAGGAUCUCCCAGAGCCCUUUGGGCUGAUGAGUGAGAUGGAAUCAUUGUCUGAAGGCAGGGAACCGGGCGGCAAUUCUUUCAGAAGCAUCGUUGUGCCCGCUCUUCCACAUUGGUGAAAUUAGCUUAUUGGCCAGGGCACCAGGAGGAACUCCCCUAAUCUUUCCUGAAAUAGAACCUCCUGUGCAUUGACACCUAGAAGACUGCACCUUCGGCAGUACAGCACUACAGUGAAAGGGCGAGUUUGACGUGCCUGCAGCCUUUCGUUUAUUUGGAGGGAAGAGUUCUUCAAACUCCGUCAGCUGGCCUCUAAGUAGAUGCCCGUCGUCAGCAACUGCCAUUUCAUUCUAGGGCAGAACCCCUUCAGAUUCCAACCAGCCAUUAAGCUUCCUCGUGUCACACACUGCCGAGUGGACUCCCGGUAAAGUGCCACUCCUAUUGGUUAAUGAGGAAAAUUGUAAAAAAAAGGCCUAGUCCCGAAUUUGACAUUAGAGUGCUACACAAACUCCGCCUGUGGAAGGGAAACCUCUCGUCUGCUUAUAGCAUUGCAGAAACUGCCCUCAUCUCAAAAUAUCCAUGGGCCGGUUUAGCAGUAUUAUUUUUAACGUGUGCACUUUUUUUUUGUAACUUAAACCAAUCUGUAUUUCUGAAACAGUGUGAAGAUUUUGAAGCUUUAUUGCUAAUUAUUUGUUCUCUAUAUGCAAUGGUAUAUUUUACAUUGUAAUUAUUGAUUUAUUAAUAAAUGAAGUAUGGAAUUUAUGACA
Molecule: messenger RNA, 7668 nt
Organism: Hypanus sabinus (Atlantic stingray)
Lineage: Eukaryota; Metazoa; Chordata; Chondrichthyes; Myliobatiformes; Dasyatidae
Gene: slc19a1
Product: solute carrier family 19 member 1
Exons: 6
Coding region: 431-1888 (485 amino acids)
Biological process (GO): folate transmembrane transport
Cellular component (GO): plasma membrane; basolateral plasma membrane; apical plasma membrane
Molecular function (GO): folate:monoatomic anion antiporter activity; folic acid binding
Source: RefSeq, a predicted model, not a curated record